AUGGAGAAACUAUCGGAAGACGUUUUAAACAACAUAUUCAUCCGAUUACCCGCGAAACAGCUUGUUCAGAUGAGACGUGUUUGUAAACCCUGGAACGCUUUCUUAUCGGAAUCCUAUUUCAUCAAAUCCCAUCUCAAUCAUUCCAUCCGCAACAAACAUAAUAAUGAAAUUGUCCUGGCCUUCAACGCUGCAAUUCGAUACAGAAAACAUGCUUUACCAUGCACAGUGUAUGACCUCUCCCAAUCUCCCGAUAUCAAACUCAAUGAUCUUGUUAAGUUACCCCAUAAUUUCCCACAAUCCGCAUUGCAUGAGUACGGCGGCCAUGUUAUAGGUUCCGUUAAUGGCUUAAUAUGUUUUUAUAUUGGGCGUUAUUAUGAUGUUAAAGGAAUAUACAUAUGGAACCCUUCUUUGUCAGCUGUAAAGCUUCUUCCUCCAAUUUCAGAGCCCUUAAUUCAAUAUGAUUAUAAGAAUAAUGGUCUACGUUCUAGAUAUAUAUUCUCUUUUGGGUUCGGGUUUGAUCCCAUGACAGAUGAUUACAAAGUUCUUAAGAUUACACAUGAUCGUGAUAAAUCAGUCUGGUUGCAAGUUGAGGUCUACAGUAUAAAAAAAGACUCUUGGGAAUUCAUUAUUGUUGAUGAUAGCUUUCCCGAAGAUGUUGUCGGUAUAUUUGUAGAUGAUCAUGAUGGCCAUCUUUAUGCUUUGAGUUACUUUAAAAAGAAUCACAUCCAAAAAAUAGUAGUAUUUGAUUUGGGUGUGGAGUCCUUCCGUCAGAUGUCUCUUCCAGAUUCCGUCGUAGCCAACUGCAACAUAUUGGGCAUGUUGGACGGAAAGCUUUGUUUGGUGUCAUAUACUCAACAUGAUGGUAAGUUAGAAGUGUGGGUGAUCAUGAACGAGUACGGUGUGGCUCGUGACUCUUGGGUCAAAAGCCACGUGCUGUCAAACUCUAUAUCGAAAGCAUGUGGAGACAUAAUUCCAUUUGGAUUCACAUCAAAUAAUAAGUUUUUUUUUUACGCAUAUUCUAGGGGUUUAUUAGGCGUGUAUGAUCAAGAGACAUACAAGGUUACAUACUUUGGGAGUUUUACAUCUGGCUUAGAUGAAGUUGUUCAGUAUGUCGACUCUCUUGUUUGGUACUCGUAA
Messenger RNA from Erigeron canadensis, 1137 nucleotides. Its product is annotated as F-box/kelch-repeat protein At3g06240-like. The transcript has a single exon. NCBI's taxonomy places the organism in Eukaryota, Viridiplantae, Streptophyta, Magnoliopsida, Asterales, Asteraceae. Bases 1 to 1137 code for a protein of 378 amino acids. The record is from RefSeq and is a predicted model, not a curated record. Gene Ontology annotation, molecular function: protein binding.